This is a messenger RNA of Mastomys coucha (southern multimammate mouse), 2045 nucleotides long. Its product is annotated as cytochrome P450 4A12A-like. Lineage: Eukaryota; Metazoa; Chordata; Mammalia; Rodentia; Muridae. Gene Ontology annotation, cellular component: intracellular membrane-bounded organelle. Bases 1 to 1380 code for a protein of 459 amino acids. Gene Ontology annotation, biological process: kidney development; lauric acid metabolic process; linoleic acid metabolic process. The record is from RefSeq and is a predicted model, not a curated record. Gene Ontology annotation, molecular function: arachidonate monooxygenase activity; alkane 1-monooxygenase activity; heme binding. The transcript is spliced from 12 exons.
AUGGGGAAGGUAUCUGAAUCUGCUUCCACCGGGACAGGAACGAAAUUCAAAGAGGACCAGGAGCUGAAAUGGAUGCUAAGAUGUGUAAAGAAAUUCCCAGGUGCAUUUCUCCACUGGAUAUGGGGGAGUAAAGUCUUCAUCCAGGUCUAUGACCCUGAGUACAUGAAAGUGAUUCUGGGGAGAGCAGACCCAAAGGCUGACAUCUACAGAUUCUUGAUCCCUUGGCUUGGACGUGGUUUGUUCCUUAUGAAUGGACAUAAGUGGUUCCAGCAUCGUCAGAUGUUGACACCAGCGUUCCACUAUGACAUCAUCAAGUCCUAUGUGGAGAUUAUGGCAGACUCUGUGCAAGUGAUGCUGGACAAAUGGGAGCAGAUUGCUUGCCAAGACACCACUCUAGAGAUCUUUCACCCUGUCUCCUUGAUGACGUUGGACACUAUCAUGAAGUGUGCCUUCAGUUACCAGGGCAGUGUCCAAUUGGACAGGAGUUCUCAGUCCUACCUCCAGGCUGUUAGUGAACUGAGCAACCUACUGACUUCCCGUAUGAAGAAUGUCUUCCUCCAUAAUGACAUUAUCUACAAUCUGACUUCCCACGGCCGAAGGACCAACUCUGCCUGUCAGAUUGCCCAUAAAUACACAGACCGAGUUGUCAAGCUGAGGAAGGCUCAGCUGCAGGACAAGGAAUCAAUGGAGAAGCUCAGAGGAAAGAGAUUUUUGGAUUUCCUGGACAUCCUUCUAUUAUCCAGAAUGGACGAUGGGAGCAGCUUGUCUGAUAAAGAAUUGCAUGCUGAGGUAGACUCAGUCAUGUUUGGGGGUCAUGACACACCAGCCAGUGGGAUCUCCUGGGUCUUCUAUGCUUUGGCUACACAUCCUGACCACCAGCAGAGAUGCAGAGAGGAGGUACAGAGCAUCCUGGGGGAUGGAUCCCCCAUCACAUGGGGCCACCUGCACCAGAUGACUUACACUACCAUGUGCAUCAAGGAGGCCAUAAGGAUCUACCCACCAGUACCAUUUGUUGGCAGAAAGCUCGACACACCUGUCACCUUCCCCGAUGGACGCUCCUUACCUAAAGGUAUCACAGUUCUGCUCCACUUUUAUGGCCUUCACCACAACCCAAAAGUGUGGCCAAAUCCAGAGGUGUUUGAUCCUUCCCGGUUUGCAAUGGAUUCUGCCCAACACAGCCAUGCUUUCCUGCCCUUCUCAGGAGGAUCAAGGAGCUGCCUUGGGAGGCAAUUUGCCAUGAAUGCACUGAAGGUCGCUGUGGCCCUGACCUUGCUCCGAUUUGAACUACUGCCAGAUCCCACCAGGGUCCCCAUCCCUAUUCAACAACUCGUGUUAAAGUCCAUGAAUGGGAUCCACCUGCAUCUCAGGAAGCUCCAGUAGUGCUACUGGGGACAAUGACUGAGUCCAAGUGCCUGCUGCCUACGGUUCUGUCUCUGCACUGCCUGACUUUGUGCUUCUUGCUUCUAUCAGCCCAUCUGCCUCUCUUCUUACCUGUCUGCUGGGGAGUCACCAGGCCUCCUGUUUCUCUGUCCUUUUCUCUGCCACAUCCCUCUUGGCUCCCCAACAGUUUGUCUGUCUGUGUGCCCUAACGAUGGCCUGCCUGCCUCUCUACCUGACUUUCGCCUUCCUCUUAUUUGUCUCUGCCUUGUUUCGACUUCCUUCUUUGCUCUCUUGAACUAAUGCAUUUCUAUGGCUUAAACAAAACAGAUUUAUAGUUACACUUCUGUGGGGUAGGUGUGACAGAUACUCUCCCUGAGUGAAAAAUCAAACCUCACACAAGCUCUAAUCUUUCAGCUCUGAAGCCACCUCAAGGUGCCUAGUAGUGAUAAAUCCCACCAUGAUUAUCAAGAUCCAUCUCUUAGAAUUGACAUAAACCAACUGUGGACAUUAUCCACAGCUAAAAUACCUUCAACAGCAUAGAAGGAUUAUUUUAAUGAAUGACCAAUUAAAUCAGCCCAGACAUUCUGAACUUCAAAGUAAAAAUCACAUUCUCUGCUUCUCUAGUUGGCAAGUAGCAUCAUCCCCUUGAACCUACUUAAAUAAAA